Penicillium chermesinum is the source of this 996-nucleotide messenger RNA. RefSeq lists its product as uncharacterized. The transcript has a single exon. NCBI's taxonomy places the organism in Eukaryota, Fungi, Ascomycota, Eurotiomycetes, Eurotiales, Aspergillaceae. The record is from RefSeq and is a predicted model, not a curated record. Bases 1 to 996 code for a protein of 331 amino acids.
AUGUUCAAGAAGAAAGAUUCUUAUAUCAACACCACCCCCAUCCCGCCGAACAUUCCGCGUCAACUGGCAUUGGACCUCUUACAUAGCCAUAGCGAGAUCAUCACUCUGAACCCACUCGUUCUUUCCCACAACCCGAUUAAGGCUCCGCGGGAUGCACCUGCUGAUGAGUAUUACCACACCUGGUAUGAGAUUCACGAGCGAGUACAAUAUAUUCCUGGCAUAGGGAAGCUCGGGUCUGGCAAGAUCAGCUUCAAAGGCAGUUUCCACAAUACCUCGCUCGGGAUUUACACCCACACAUACGUCCCGCUAGGAAUCGAACUCAAAAGCAAAUGGCACGUGGGCGGAAGCCAACCUGAUGAGCCCCCGGAGCCGGUAGAACAGCGCCCGGAGGGGGCUCCAGCCAAUGGGCUUUAUCUACACGAAGACAUUGAGAUCAUUGCCAAUCGCACACUCAUUUCAUUUGUGAAAAGCCAGCUCAAGGCCGCCUCGAAGGUCCUGAUCGAGCGCCUAAUUAAAAAGGCUGAGCUGCUUGACGCGGGUGUCUUGCAGGCUAUGUUUGAAGACGGGAAGCUGAGAACCAUCAAUCCGGCUGACCGAACGAUGACAUUUUCCCAACAACCAUCGAUGUUUUCUCCGACUAUUCCCUCUGAUCAGCGCUCUUCUAGGUGGUCAGCUUCUGGGCCUACACGCUCAGGAUCGAUGUCGUCAACCUCGACGGGCUCACAUGCUGGGCGUACACCCUCCAUGUCACAGUACUCGGUUGGUCCAGGGCAUUAUAGGACUGUGGCUGCAGAGUUACCUGGUAGUACCUCACGUCCCCAGUCAUUACCGGCGCCUGGAAAACAUUUUGAAAUAGCUGAGAUGGAAGGCAGCGGUCAUCUACCCGACCAGGGCUUCCGUUCUCCGAAGCUUUAUCAAGGACAUGCUGUUGAACUGCCUGCCAUGACAGAAACUUCGGAAGAGCACGCGUCAAAUCGGCCGUCAUAUCAAUGGUAA